Messenger RNA from Schizophyllum commune H4-8, 1386 nucleotides. Its product is annotated as MFS general substrate transporter. Gene Ontology annotation, molecular function: transmembrane transporter activity. The record is from RefSeq and is a predicted model, not a curated record. The transcript is spliced from 6 exons. Gene Ontology annotation, biological process: transmembrane transport. Bases 1 to 1386 code for a protein of 461 amino acids. NCBI's taxonomy places the organism in Eukaryota, Fungi, Basidiomycota, Agaricomycetes, Agaricales, Schizophyllaceae.
AUGUUCGGGGGUGUCCUCGUCCUGAACGCGACUUUCGCCAGCUCUGCUCCAUCAGGCGUGAUCGUGCAGAUGAUGGAGGAGUUCACAUUCAGCAGGGAGGUUGCCACAUUGACGAUCGCCCUCUUCGUCGCCGGAUACUGCGUUGGCCCGCUCUUCUGGGGACCGCUCUCCGAGUCCUAUGGCCGUCGCAUUCCCUUCAUCGUCGCCUUCUUCGUGUACACCUGCUUCCAAGUAGGCUGCGCGCUGUCGCCCAACACCGCGUCCAUCAUCAUAUUCCGCUUCCUUGGCGGAACCUUCGCAGCAGCGCCGCUCACCAACUCUGGCGCGCUCAUCUCCGAUAUCUGGGAUGCGCGCACCCGUGGCAAGGCUCUCGCCAUGUUCACGCUCGCGCCUUUUGCCGGUCCUUCACUGGGCCCGACGGUCGCAGGCUUCAUGAACGUCGCCGGCGUUUCGUGGCGCUGGCUCUUCUGGGUCCUGACAAUCUUCGCUGGCGUUUGCCUGAUUCUGAUCGUCUUCACGGUCCCCGAGACUUACGCCCCGGUCAUUCUGAAGAGGAAGGCUGAGCGUUUGCGGAAGGAGACCGGCGACGACCGGUACUACGCCUUGAUUGAGACGAACAAGAUCUCCUUCACCAAGCGCCUCGAGCACAUUGUCGCCCGUCCCUUCCGCAUCAUGUUCACUGAGCCGAUGCUGUUAGCGGUUACGAUCUACAUGAGCUUUAUUUACGGCUGCGUGUACCUGCUUUUCGAGGCGUAUCCCAUCGUUUUCUCGGAAGGGCACCACUUCAACACUGGUAUCUCUGGUCUGAUGUUCUUGCCCAUCCUCGUCGGCGGUGUCGUCGCUGUGUGCUGCAACCUAUUCAUCUUUAACCCCCGGUACGAGCGCCAAAUGGCCAAGUGCGCGCCGCAUCCCGUACCCCCUGAGUUCCGUCUGGAGAUGGCCGUCCUCGCCGCGCCGACCUUCACGAUCGCGUUCUUCUGGUUCGGCUGGACGUCGUACUCGUCCAUCUCCUUCUGGGCGCCGAUGAUGGCCGGCGGGCUGAUGGGUUUCUCCAUCUGCUGGUUGUUCAUGAGCUUGUUCAACUACAUCAUCGACGCGUAUCUGUUUGUUGCGGCCUCCGCGCUCGCGGCGAACACGGUCGUGCGGUCGUUGUUUGGUGCGGUGUUCCCGCUCUUCGCCACGCAGAUGUACGAAGCUCUCAACCCGCGGUGGGCGUCCUCGCUCAUCGGCUUCAUCGCCAUGGCCAUGAUCCCCAUCCCAUUGGCCCUCAUGAAGUACGGCCCGACGCUGCGGCUGAAGUCCAAGUAUGCGCCGUCGAAGCCGCCCGCGCCGAAGCCCUCCCAGGAUUCGGUUGAGCCUGAGAAGAAGGAGGAUUCGCCAGUAUAA